Messenger RNA from Drosophila kikkawai, 2496 nucleotides. It is a transcript of the gene beat-IIb, whose product is annotated as beaten path IIb. The record is from RefSeq and is a predicted model, not a curated record. Lineage: Eukaryota; Metazoa; Arthropoda; Insecta; Diptera; Drosophilidae.
CGAAGCAGUUCUGGCCAAGCCGGCAAAUUGUGGCGAGCGAAAGACGAACGUCAUCGACGCGUGUUAGCCAAGUUAAGUGAGUGGAAAGCGAUCAUUGACGGAUACCGGGACAUGACUACGGAAAUUGAUAGAGACUGACACUGCCAUUGAUUCAUCAGCGAAAAUACUCCACGAUCUUCUCUACUUCCGGGGCGUAGCAUUUCUCUCGUGCAGCAUAUGAAGUAAUUAGGGACUAGCACUAAAAACAUCUAUAAAUGUCAAAAGACAAACAAUUUCGCGGAAGAGCGACUGCCAGGCAUUGCCAUCGACACUUUUCAGGCAACAUGUUGCUGGGAGUCAUAGACAGCAGCAGUAGCGGCAGCAGCAACCCCAACUGAUAGCAGCAACAUCAACUGACGGCAGCAACAUUUGUGCGUUCAGUCGCAAUUCUGACGGUUGCGUGACGCGUUCGCCGGGCGGGCAAUGAAGCAGACUCUUCUUUAUUUUCAACACAGUAAGAGCGACGUCAAAAAAACAAUAUAAACAAAGUGCAAACAAUUACAUAAAUACAAACAAACCCAAUAAAAAUACGUAACAAAGUGUGUGCCAUAUAAAUAAGAAUAAUAAAGCAAGAAAUGCCGGAGAGCAAGCAAAUAAAUUAGCAUAAUUUAGCAAAGAUUUGCCGAGACAAGCCGACAUUCAUUUCGCACUUAAUUAGUGUCCGACAGCGCUGACAAUGUGGCAGACACUAUCAACUUUAAGCACAUCACUCAGAGGAGCAACAGUGGCAGCAAUGCCGGCAACCUGCAACUGCAACAGCUCGGAAAACGCGGAAAUGCACAGUCACAAAGUGGGCAACAUGUUGCCAUUAACAGACAAUGCGACAGCGGCAAUGCGUAGGUGUCGCUGUCGCACAAAAAUCACCAGCAGCAGCAGCAGCAGCAGCAGCAACAGCAGCAACAACAGCAACAACAGCUGCAGCAACAAUAGUAACAGCUACGGUAGCAACAUCCUGCAGUGGCUACUCCUGCUAUGCCUUUUCUGUGAUUUUGGUGAGGCAGCACUGAGCAAUGUCAAUCUGCUGGUGGAACCCCCGGCAGUGCGAAGGGGUCAAUCUGCGGCUCUGCGCUGCGACUACCAACUGGAUGGAGCGCCCCUGUACUCCAUCAAGUUCUACCGUGGCCAGAUGGAGUUCUACCGCUACACGCCGGGCGAGUAUCCCCACACCAAGGUCUUUCCGUAUCCCGGCAUUCGCGUGGACGAAAAUGGCUCAAACGCCACCAUGGUGCACAUACGCAACGUGAGCUUCGGCCUGUCCGGACCAUUUAGCUGCGAGGUGACGGCGGAUGCACCGCUCUAUUCCACGUCCACCGCCUACGCCCAGAUGCAAGUCGUCGAAUAUCCUGAGAAGCGUCCUCAGCUUUUUACGGAGCAUACGCGGUAUGAGCCCGGCGAUGUUCUACGGGCCAACUGCAGCACUCUGCCCUCCCGACCGCGAGCUGAACUACGAUUCACCAUUAACAAUAUUCCGGUGACCACGGAGGAAACGCAGUAUAUUCGAUCGGUUGACAAUCUGAUUGCAUCCCGGCUCAGUCUGAAGCUGCAGCUGCAGGCGAUUCACUUUGUGGCCGGUUCCAGUGCCCAUGGAAAUGGAAAUGGAAAUGGCAAUGGCAAUGGCCUCACAAAUGCACUGCAGAUGGCCGGCGGCUCAGGCGGAGGCGGAAGCCUUGUCCUGCGAUGCACAGCGCAAAUUGGCGAUUUCUAUCAGGAGUACAAGGAAAUCGAGCUGGGUACACCGCAAAAGGAUCCGGUGCCGGCCAGAGUGACGCUGUCGUCGGGCACCGGUCUUCGUGGCUUCUUGGAGACCUAUUUUGCCAAAUCCUCGGCUCGCAGCCUCUGGCGCGGGGCGGCAGGCAGCGCGGCGGCCGGCUUAAUGGCCACGAUAUUAACCAGGCUGAUUAAUGGUAGCUAAAUGGGCGCAGGAUUCAUGGACUUCAUGGAUAUGCAAUGCGCGAGAGGGACGUGGCAUGUGGCGGGUGGUGUGUGAAAGGGAUGUGUAUAGCUUAUCGAUCAGCGAUGGAAAUUAGAGGGAGCCCUCGGCCGUAAACUGCAUUAUUUACCUAUCACGAAUGCAAUUUAAAUUACACCCACAGACACACACUCUCCCACUCGGCCACAGAUCCCAUAUAACUGUAAAUAUUUGCUUUAAUGAUGUGAACGGAUACACGUAAAUGAACUCGCACACUCACACACACACACACACAUACAAACAUAUAUACACGCAUACACACACGCGCGACUAAUUGUUAAUUAAUGGAUUAUUUAAUGAUGCAUAAAAUAUUGGAUAAAAUAUGAAUGUUUCAUUUGCAUUUAGCUUCAACCCAAGCGGAUAUCAACUUAAUGUUUAAGCGGAGUAAAAACCAAAUGUAAAUCGUUGAAACGAUUAAAAAAGCAGAAAGAGAAUAACAAAAAAUUUAACAAAAACAAAAACAAAAACCAUAGAGAACUGUAAAACAA